GUCACCAUCGCCUUGCGGCACACGCAUUGCGUUGUUGGGCAGUGUACGCGGCGCUUCUUGUGGCAGAUGUGGCCCAGCUUCUUGUGUCCUGCCGCGGAGAGGCACCCGUCGCGCGCCUUUGUUGCCUCGGCACGGCAGCGCCCCUUUACUUUGACUGGGCACCCCAUGGGCCUGAACUUGUGCUGGCAUGCAAUGAGAACAAGCUGGCCCGGAUCCGGGCCGAUGUCUUGAACGAAGUGGAAGACUCCGUGCAGACUCUACCUUGCUGUGAGCCAGCAGAGGUGCUGUUCUGGCAGCUCCUGCAUCUGGUUGAUGUUGAGUUCAGGGUGCUUGCAGCUGCAGCAUUUUCUCGCCGCAGCGCUCACCGGGACUCGUUGCCAUGGAAACUAGCGACAUGGGGUGGUGGGAUGAUCGCCGCUGAGGACAAUGACAUCGAACAGGUCCAACAGGAGGCGGAGCGCCACCUCAGGGCGGCAGAGCAGGCACUGCGCCGCAUCGAAGAGCAAGAGAAGGAGUUGGGCCAGCUCGAAGAUCACGUCGCAGGUCUCGAGGAGCAGCUCGCGGCCUCACAGAGCUCUGCUCAGCGCCAGGCAGCAGAGCUGCGCGAGGCCCAAGACCAGGUAGGGGCUUUGGAGCGCGAGCUUCGCGAAUUGCGAGAGAAGGGUCGGGAGGAGCCCGAGAACUCCGGGAGAAGGAAAACCGUGCGAUUGAGCAAGGAAGAAAUGGCCAAGGAGGACACAGCAGGAUACCGAGCAGCUGAAGCCAUGGAAGCCAUAAAGCGAGAGCACGACGAGGCGAUGAAGGCAAAACAAGGCGAAUUGGACAAGAACCUGCGAAGCCUGACUUCACUACAGGAGCAGCACAUGCAGUUGCAGCAGUACUGUGAAGAGCUUCGAGCAGCCUCUCACGAGAUCCAAGGAUACCUUGAAACAGCCGAGUCCGAGAACAUCAAGCUCCAUGGGGAAAUCGAAGAACUGCGCGAGGUAAUGGAAGCACAUCACUUGCAAAAGGCUCUCAAGACAGUUUGCGAGAAGAGGGGAUCGCUGCAGCUGGCCAUCUUCGCUGAGAGCGACAGUUUAGCCCACGAGCUCCAGAUGGAAGAACCCCAGGAGAAUCAGCAGCAGGAAGGAGAAGCCCCGAUGCAAAAGACAAGAAGCGUAAGCAUCGCCGAGGAGGAGGAGGCCCCGAAGCCACGGAGGGAGGCAGCGACACGCAGAAGAAGCAGCAGCGUGGGAGCGAGCAAGCUCGCUGCACUCCAAGAGGAAUACGAAGAAAAGUUUGAAAGCCAGAGCCAGCAGCUGCAGGUAGCGUUGCAGAAUAAAGAGCGCAUAGAGAAAGAGAAGCAGGAGGCCAUCGACUCUCUGCAGAAGCAGAUCGAGGAGCUCAAAGGCAAGGUUGGAGAUGGUGGAGGAGAUGCUCUGGCAGGUCUCUUCAAGAUGAUGUCUCGCAUCAAGGACCUCACGACUGAGGCCUCUGAUGCGGUGCUCCUGGGCUUUGCGCCUCCCGAGGAGGCGGCCGUGGCCUUCCAGGCCACUCGCCAGGCGGACCCGUCCGCGGAGGCCCACCGUGCCGAGCAGGCGCUGAGGUUCCGGUCGAAGUCCGCAGCCAGUGACGUCAGGAGUCGCCUGCAGGGAAGGCGCCAGAGAAAAGCGCAGGUCAAGAGCUUGGACUCUCUACCCGGAACCGUCAUUCAAGGGCGGAUCUCCUUUCGAGCGCCCCAGUGGCUUCCGUGGCCAGAUGCGGCCGAAGGGCGCUGGCUAGUUCCCACCGAUGCUCCGCAGACGGGCCGGGUCUCCCUGGCGCUUGUUGACCCUGCCACAGGGCAGUCUGACACCGUUUGCGAGAGUCUGGCUCCAGAGGCCCACUUCACAGCAACACCCAGUGGCUGGGUCGCUUGGUGUGGCCUCCAUGACAACCGGGGACACGGCGGUGUGUUUGCCCGACGAGUGCUUCCAUCCAUGGGCCCUCCGAUCAGCGUAUUCGCGCAUGCAAAUCGCGUUGAGGGCAUGAGCUGGGGCGGCGACCGCUUGGCGCUGUUGAUACACGCUCCCAACUGCCUGGUAUGGGCGGUAUGGGAUCCAGUGGAAGCAGCAAAGACGGGAAACGGCUUGUAUGUGGCUCCACAGGGCUUCAUCCCCGGUCGCUCCUUCUCUGGACGGGUUCUGCCCUUCUUCGAUCAGUUUGAGCGACGGGUGGACUACUGGAACCCAGGACAUGAUGCCUUGGUUUAUGCAGACUUCAACGCCGAAGUCUGGGUGCAGCCAUUUCCACGGCCGCCCGAACCACACGCACAGGAAGAAGUGCAUCCACUGCAGUCCCUAGCUGGAGCCCAGCAGCUGUGUCUGGCGCCGCCGCGUCGGAGGACCAUCACAGAUAAAGGGGCAUGUGUGCUACUGGAUGAUUUGGCCGGCGUUUUCGAUGUGCCGCUCACGAAGGAGAUGCACUUGGUGCAAGCGGAGGAGCUCAUAGAAGCGAAUCGUCGUUUGAAGGCCCCAUUUCAUUUCGGGUUCGCUCGUCCGCUGCCUGGCUCGGAGGGAUGCAAGCAGGGCACAGGCAGCUCCCUGAACGGGCGGGCAGCCCACAUGGCAUUGAUAUCGCCACGCGGGUACGAGCCCGUUCCCGAAGGCUCUUUUUGCUCAGAGGACCACCUUCUGGGCGGGGACGGAUCGCCGGGACGAUUGAAAUAUGUAGGCCACGGAAGAGGGGCCUUUGCGAAGGUGGACGAUGUGAAGUUCGUGGGUGAGGGCAGAGGUGACUACGAUGUCGUCCAAGAAGGUAGCUGGUGGCGAAGGUGCUUGUGCUGGACUUGUUGCGUCUGCUUGCUGAUCUCGCUGCUGAUUGCAGCAAUCACCGCAUCGCGACAGUUUUACCAGCAUGCCAUGGACGCAGGAAUGCCCCGCUACAGUUGUUACACCAGCGACGGCAACCUACCACCUCCCAAUGCGCGCAUGAUCCAGACGUGGUCUGUGCCGCAUCGAAUUUGGUGUUGCGACAAUGUGGGAGUUGGCUGCGAGACCAGCACUAGUCUUACGACAACUCCCGUGCCGACUACUUGGAUCAUGGUGCCAGUUCCGGACUUCCAUGAGGGCUUCUUGGCGCCGCAUGCACAAGCUGCGCAAGGCGGACCUCCGGUUGUGCCAUUUGCGAUGCAAUUCCAUUGUCACGUGGGGAUUCCAGACGCUUGGUCGUCGACGCAGAAAGCUUUCUGUUGCGAGCGAGUGCAAAUUGGUUGUCCAACUCCACAGCCUCCCCCAGUUCCUCCGGAACCAGACUGCGUUGUGUCUUCCGGCAACAAUCCUUUGACUUGGCCUGCUGGCAAACAAGCUUGGUGCUGCGAGCACCAUCAGACUGGCUGCAUCAAGGACAGCGGUUUCCACUGCAACGAAGGCGAUGCAAGUGCCUGGGCACAGGACAAGAGAGCGUAUUGCUGCACGGCCUCUGGCCUCGGCUGCACUACUCAGAUGCCCCUGGAGGGGCAGAUGUUCGACUGCACUCAAGGCUAUGCCAAUUGGCCCGAGUGGCCGGCCAACAAGCAGUCUUGGUGCUGCGAGCAUCACUCACGCGCGUGUCCCUCACAGAACACGCAGCAGUAUGACUGUAGCACAUCCGAGAGCUCGUGGAUCAGCGAGCAGAGAGAGUGGUGCUGCCUUCACCAUGGUAAGGCUUGUGCUCAGUGA
Molecule: messenger RNA, 3677 nt
Organism: Symbiodinium necroappetens
Lineage: Eukaryota; Dinophyceae; Suessiales; Symbiodiniaceae
Source: the annotation of a GenBank genome assembly